CCAUAGGCGGAGCGUUGUGCGCUGAUACCGGUAGCAGCGCGGCGGCCGCCGCUGUCCCGCAGGGCGAUGGAGCAGCCCCGGCUCAUCACCGACUCCUUCCCCCGGCGGCUGCGGCGGCGGCGGCCGGGCCGAGCCCCGGGCACCGGCAAAGGGAAGGGGAAGGGCACGGGGUGUCCCCCGGUUCCAGCGGCGGAGGAGCCGCCGGGGGCCGGUCCGGACCGGAGCGUCCUGGAGAUGCUGCGGAGCUUCGAUCUCGCCUGGGAGUAUGGGCCGUGCACUGGAAUCACCCGCCUGCAGCGCUGGGAGCGGGCGCAGGCGCUGGGGCUCAGCCCCCCGGACAAGGUGCGUGAUGCCCUCCUGGAGCAUAAGGAUGAUCCCAGCGUCAUCUACAACCUCUGGCACGAGUACGAGCUCUGAGCCGCUGCUGCUGCACCCCAGCACUGGAGGGAGCACAGGGGGGGCCGUGGCCUCUGCCCCCCCCCCCCGGCCUGGCUGCAUUAAAGGCUGUGUUGAAGGA
Molecule: messenger RNA, 517 nt
Organism: Melopsittacus undulatus (budgerigar)
Lineage: Eukaryota; Metazoa; Chordata; Aves; Psittaciformes; Psittaculidae
Gene: POLD4
Product: DNA polymerase delta 4, accessory subunit
Exons: 3
Coding region: 67-417 (116 amino acids)
Biological process (GO): DNA synthesis involved in DNA repair; DNA-templated DNA replication
Cellular component (GO): delta DNA polymerase complex
Molecular function (GO): DNA-directed DNA polymerase activity
Source: RefSeq, a predicted model, not a curated record